AUGAACCCCGGCCUGAGCUACAAUGAGAGUGUCGAAUCUCUGAACGACUGGUACCGUCUCUUCCUCGUCCCAGGAGCAGCUCACUGCUCGACCAACACACUACAGCCAGGUCCUUACCCUCAAGUCAACAUGGCUACCAUGAUCGACUGGGGCGAGAACGGCGUGGAGCCAACUACCCUCAAUGCGACUGUUACCUCUGGCUCUUAUACUGGCGAGAUGCAGAAUCUGUGCUCAUGGCCUCUUCUUCCAUAUUGGUCUGGUAAUAAUUCCAUGGAAUGUCAGUAUGAUCAGGCUUCUAUCGACAGCUGGACUUACACAUUAGAUGCGUUCAAGCGUCCAGUUUAUUAG
Messenger RNA from Cadophora gregata, 348 nucleotides. RefSeq lists its product as uncharacterized. The transcript has a single exon. Bases 1 to 348 code for a protein of 115 amino acids. NCBI's taxonomy places the organism in Eukaryota, Fungi, Ascomycota, Leotiomycetes, Helotiales, Ploettnerulaceae. The record is from RefSeq and is a predicted model, not a curated record.